Manis pentadactyla (Chinese pangolin) is the source of this 3444-nucleotide messenger RNA. It is a transcript of the gene ZBBX, whose product is annotated as zinc finger B-box domain containing. Gene Ontology annotation, biological process: cilium movement. The record is from RefSeq and is a predicted model, not a curated record. Gene Ontology annotation, molecular function: zinc ion binding. NCBI's taxonomy places the organism in Eukaryota, Metazoa, Chordata, Mammalia, Pholidota, Manidae. The coding region runs from base 160 to 2682 and encodes 840 amino acids. Gene Ontology annotation, cellular component: motile cilium. The transcript is spliced from 21 exons.
GGCGGAAGCUCCGAGCCGCCCGCUGCGGCCGGCGGCGGGGACGCAGGCGGCGGGGCUCUCCAGGCAAAGAGCAUCAUUAAAAUUUUCUUUGAUAAAUGAGGAUAUUAGAAUGCCUUUGGAAGUUUUCACAAAUCACAAUAAGUUUGAGACAAUAUUAAGAUGGCAAUCAUGAAUACGAAAGAUUUUGUAGUUCUUCCAUGGGGAAAACCUGGAAAUUCUGUAAAGUUAAAAUAUAAAAAUGCUCGAGAACUGAGGAUGGAGAAAGUACAGUUAGAAUUGGAGAAUCAAGAGAUGGAAAAGAAACUACAAGAAUUCCAAUUAAAAAGGAGCAACACAAAGGAAGAAAGAGAGUCAAAUGGAUAUCACUGGAAAUCUGGACAAAUGGGCAAAUUGGGUAAUCGAUCACAGGUGAUGUCACAAAAUAAAGGAAAUGUUAUUAAGCUUUCUUCUGGGAAAGUGAAAUUAAAAUUACUGAAGGAGCAGCUCGAAGAGCCAGUGAAACAAUCACUCAAUUUUAAAAUGGCAAAUUGUUCUGAGCAUGGAAAACCCAAGAUAAAAGGGAAGGUUUGUGGGCAGUGUGAGAACAAAGCUGCUCUGCUAGUAUGCCUUGAAUGUGGAGAAGAUUACUGUUCAGGAUGCUUUGCCAAAAUUCACCAGAAGGGGGCACUAAAGCUCCAUAGAACAACUCUUCUGCAGACAAAACCUCAAAUAUUAUCCAAUGUGUUGGAUGUUGCCCAUCAGUUUAUAAAGGAAGUUACUCCAGAUGAACUCAAAGAGGAGAUUCAUUCUACAAAAGAAAUUAGUAAAAGUCAGCAUAAACCCAAAUCUCUUCUGCAGGGGCGCAACUCUGAGGUAGAAGUUUCAACAACAAAAAAAGCAGAAUGUAGCAAUCCAAGAGAUAGGCCCUUGUGUGAGGGGACAUUUGAUGAGGAAGCUUCUGCCCAGUCCUUUCAGGAAGUUUUAAGUCAAUGGAGAACCGGACAUAAUAAUGACAAUGAGAAACCGAAGUUACACACAUCAAAACCAGACUCAUUGGAAGAAUGUGAAGUACAAACUAACCUGAAAAUUUGGAGAGAGCCACUUACAAUUGAAUUUAAGGAAGACAGUCUAUCCUAUAUGGAAAAAUUAUGGCUUAAAAAACACAGAAGAACUCCACAGGAACAACUUCAAAAUAUGCUACCAGAUACAUUCAUAUCUCAAUGUCAAACCACUUGUGAGGCACAUUGUUCUCAGAAUGAAAAUGAUGAAGAUAUUGAUGCUGAAGAGACUAAAGUAGAACACCCAGCUCUUUUUCUGCCAGCAGAAGAAUUAAACAUAGAAAGACCUGAGCCAUCUCUAACAAUAGUUGAACUGGAUGAUACUUUUGAAGAGGAAUUUGAAGAACCAGAUGUUGUACCUUAUAAAGUUGAGUUAACUGAUGUGGAUGCAGAUAAUCAACAAAGUUGCACAUUUCAUGAUUAUAAGAGUCCUUUUCUGUAUGAAAGUGACAUCUAUCAACAUCACGUUUUCACCAAGGGAAAAAUAGACCUCUUACAUCUUCAUCUGAGCAACAGCUCUUCUGAUUUUAAAGAUAACUCUAGAGCAGGAACUUCAAAUACAAAAUCUGACAACAUUGUGGAUCCUGAUGUGUAUUCUCCAGCCAUUGAAAAAUUAGGGGAAAGCAGCUUUUCUGAAAGAAAUUUCAAAGAGAAAAAUAUAGGUAUGGAAAGUAAUCAGAAGUGCAAUGAUUCCUACAUAACACUUGAGAACAAGGAUUCUUUGCCAAGUAUAGACUUAGAAAAACCUUCCCUUGAGGAGAGCUCUCAAGACAUCAAAGAAUCCUUGGGAUUUAAUGAUCUGCACAAAAGGCCAAACUCUGAAGAUUCUGAAACUAUAGAGUCACCACAGUUGUUACAAGAAAUAGCCCUCAGAAGUAAGCCUGUAACUGAACAAUAUCGAGGACUUGAAAGAUUCUUUGUUUUUGAUAACAAUGAAAGAUUCAACUUACUUCCUUCUCCUAGCUUAGAAUGCAGCUAUUCCAGUACUAGGAUUACAAUUGCAGGAAACAGAGAAUGGAUCCCAGACCAUAGUGUAAGUACAAGUGCUGAUAAUGCAGUUGCCGUGGGUGCUCUGCAGAGUGCCUGGACCCCACCAUCAAGUAGGGCACAGCAGAAGAUAGGCCGGACAUCACAGAGACCUUCAACAGCAAAUUUACCACUUUCCAACACUGCUGAAAGAAGCCCCAGCUGCCUUACUUCCUCUCAUCCUCGAUCAAGAAGUGCUGUUGCUCCAUCAUUAUCUAGAGCUGCUUCUGAAAUUUCGGAAAUUGAAUAUAUUGAUACUACUGACUGCAAUGAGCCCUUCUUAGAUUGCACUGCUGAUCAACAAACCUUAGACAGUUUGGAAAAAGAAUUAAAUGUGCUGAAAAAUCUUGCAGAUCCUUCAGGAAAACUUUACAGCCUAACCUCAGAAGAGUUGCCAGCAUUCAACAACCACUCACUGAAUGUAAGUCAGACUACCCUAGAUUUCCUUAAGACCUCAUGUGUGAAGUGCCCUGAUGGAGUUGAAGAAUGGAGCUCUUCUGAAAAUGAUACUGAAAUUCAGUCUUUGCUGACACUUUCUGAAAGCAGCACAGAUGAGGAGGAAGAGGAUUUUCUUGACAGGCAAAAUGUCACCACAUUACCAUGGUCAAAGAGUACCUGAUGAUCACUCGUUCAUUACUUCUUCCAUUUUGUACCCACAAUAAAGCAAACAACUGAAAAAAUGUAACCAAAUGAUUAUCUUUCCAGGUGCUGGAAAAUUUGAUUAUUAAUGUCUCUGAGAUUUCAAAGUCUGCAAAGUAAUAGAAGUUAGUGAAAUUUUAAGUUUAAGGGCUUUUUCUUCCAAAUGAUACAUUGCAUGUCAAACACUAAUCUGUAUUGCAAAUCAUAUUAGUAAAAUUUGGUGAAUAUUUAUAAAUAACAGUGAUAGCUGUGACUCUAGAGCCUACCCUAGAAUAGAACAUGAUUAUAUUUAAAGUAAUUUUAAAUUGUUACAUUAUAUUUUAGAUAAUUACAUUGUCAGCAAGAGUAUAUACUUGCCAGCCAAGUUGUACUUGGCAGGAUCGUUCAUUGAACCUAGAGUCCAUUUUUUACCUUGAUAAUUACAGAUAUUUGGUUUUUGUUUUCUUAGUGUUUUUGACAUUUACAGAAGUUCUGGCAGCUUCAAUAGUUGUGCUAGAAAAGAAAAAGAGUACCCAAAAUAAAGUGUACAUGAAAUUUGUCAUUCUCUGUUCUAGUCAAACACAGAAAGACCCCUCCCCAUCCCCAGCCUCCCACUAAGCCUGCCUUUGGCUCAAGCUACAGCAUCAGUUCUUUCCUGGGUCUCCCGUCUGCUGCCCUGCCCUGUAGAUGUUGUAUUUGCUGGCCAUCACAGUUGGUUCUGUUGCUCUGAAGAGCCCUGACUAAUAACAAAUACAGUCAGUUU